AUGACAACAGGCACCCCUGGCCUUGCCCACUGUGAUGUCAGCAACUGGACCGCCUCCCACCUCAUGCCCAUAAUCUACUCCUUAGUGUUCUGCCUGGGGUUGCCAGGCAACAUCCUGGCACUGGUGGUGCUGUGCAGGCGAGGUGGUCGUCUGAAGGCGGCGAUGAGAGUGUACCUGUUGAACCUGACCAUGGCAGAUGUGCUGUUCACGCUGACCUUACCUGUGUGGGUCUCCUACUACUCCCUCCAGGAGGACUGGCUGUUCCAGGAGGCUGCCUGCCGGGUGAUCGGCGCCCUCUAUUACAUCACCACCUACUGCACCAUCUCCUUCCUCACCAUCAUCAGCAUCAACCGGUACCGCAGCCUGAAUCUGACCCCGCCCUGUCUGCCCAUGCUGCAGAAGAGGGGCGCGGCCAUCAUCUGCGCCCUCACCUGGCUCACCUGGCUGGUGUGCGCCGCCCCGUCACUGGCCGUGCCGCAGACCCGGCGUGAGGCCGGGCGGGUGCAGUGCUUCCGGGACGUGGACCCCCGCCUGGCGCUGGCCGCGUGCUGCCUCUUCGCCGUGUCCUUCCUGGCGGUGCUGGCCUCCUACCUGUCUGUCCUGGGCUCGCUGGGGCAGCACCCGACCGGGCAGGGGGCCCACCGCCGCAGGGCCAAAGCAAGGGUGCUGGGCAUGCUUCUGCUCUUCCUGGGGUGCGUGCUGCCUUACCACGUCACCCUGGCGAUGUGGGCCCUGCAGGAGCCGAGGCCUCUCUGCCCCUCCCUGGCUCACCGCCUCUCCACCUCCCUGCUCAGUGCCACCAGCUGCCUGGACCCCUUCAUCUACUGCUUUUCCCUGAAGUGCUUCCGUGCCGAGGUCUAUAAGCUCCUCAUCGCCCGGUCUUCUGGCCAGGAGGCACACAGCGUGUGGUGGGCUGGGUUUGGCAAGGAGCCCAGGUCCAGCACCAGGACCCUCUCCUCCUAG
Molecule: messenger RNA, 963 nt
Organism: Megalops cyprinoides (Indo-Pacific tarpon)
Lineage: Eukaryota; Metazoa; Chordata; Actinopteri; Elopiformes; Megalopidae
Product: platelet-activating factor receptor-like
Exons: 1
Coding region: 1-963 (320 amino acids)
Biological process (GO): positive regulation of Rho protein signal transduction; phospholipase C-activating G protein-coupled receptor signaling pathway
Cellular component (GO): membrane
Molecular function (GO): G protein-coupled receptor activity
Source: RefSeq, a predicted model, not a curated record